GACUUAAAGUGUAAUAAACUGUAAAGGUUAUUGUAUGAAGACUCAAAUCGAGGCAUCGUCAUCUCUGUGUAUUACGGUAGUUACGUUACUACUGCACGCCUUCUGCGUGUUUCCCCAAGUUUCAGUUUAUCAACAACAAGCUGCGCUCACAGUGAGGACCGUGGUUUAAACGCAUUUAAUCAGGGAAUUGUACAACAAAACGAUGAUUAUUUUAUUCACUAUAAGCAUUUUUUAUGACUGAUGAUAGACACGACAACAUCGAUGCGAGAUAAACUCUGAACUUUUGGAUAUAAAUUAUUCCGGAAGACAGAUUCCAGAUACAGUAUGCUGCAAUCGAAACUCAAAAUUGGAAUCUAAAAGGUGAAGGGUGCGGUUUAAACUCCUGAAGUGGCCAUGGCUUCAGACAGGCACUUCAUCCAGUGGCUGAGAAUCGAACCCGGGCCUUUCAUGUGGCAGGCGAAGCACCUACCACUGAGCCACCAGUGCCCUGUUACAAAUCCAAUAACACAUGAGGAAAAGUAAACGUUGACUAUUUCUGACACUUCAACCUUACCAUGGCCCUGGCAGCCAUCCCAGAAUGGAGGGAUAAGAUGGCAGGACAGCAGCAAGUGGAGGAUGAGUUUACCUGCCCAGGUGUGUUGCAGGGGCCUCUGCUGUCCCUGAAACCCACAGUGGAGAGAGUGUUUGGUGUGACUUUGAGAACUGGUGGGGAAGAUAUUUCAUAUUCUUCUCAGGAUGGACAAAUUUGGCUCCACCUUAACGGAAGAAAGGAAGAAGUUGAAGCAGCAAAGCUUUUUAUAAAAGGUAUUGUGAACCAAGAGGCUCAGAAAGAAGUUCAAUAUCCACAUGUCCUUCAUUGUGUUUUCUGUGGUGCCAAGGGGUUGUUUAUAGACUGCCUGGUUAAAAAUACCUCAGCGCAUAUAGUGGUGGGUUCAGUGGGUUGUCUACUAAUUUCUGGGUUGGCCGAGCCUGUUGUGAAGGCCUACUCGCUUGUCAUUGAUCUAGUAGACAAGUACAGUACUAGCCAAACGCGAUCCUCAGAGGCAAGAAGUGAAUCUAUGGAUUCUCGUCUGGCCUUCAAAUCCCUGGUGGAAAGAUUGGAGGACAGUCACACCUUAGAACUGUUGGUCCUACCAGUGAUGGUUAAAGAAGUUCUUCUGGACUUAGUUAAGCAGUCAGGACUAGAUCCAAACACUUUGGACAGUGGGGUAGUGUUAGUCGGACCCACACAACCUCUCACCCCUCAGGAGCGUGUAGAUAGACUGAUGCUAAGAGAAUUUAAGGAAAAGCAAAACCUUGACAUUUUAAAUAGUGCCACCAAUUUUCACAGAGAAAAUGGGACACCUUUUAAUAACUUUGAAGAUUAUAGACCCAAUGAUACUGGAAAACAGGAUGAUCAAACAGAGUCUCCAACCCCUUUCUUCCGAAGUUUCAUGCCAGGCACGGAACCAAGGCCUAUGGCCGCAAGCGCAAAUGUAAAGAAAAAAGGCAGCAUAGUUCAAAAGUGGUCUGAAGGAGUGCCUCUUGAUAGAGAGGAGGAAGAAGAGUCAAAUUUUGAAGAUCAACAUGGAGAAAACCUUUUGUCCACCACAAGCAAACAAGAAAACGAGCACCUGCUUAAAUUCUUCACUGCCAUGGGCUUCAACGAUGAGGUUGUAUGCAGAGUUUUGGCCCGUACAGGACCCAGAGAACCCUCCCAGGUUCUUGACCUGAUCCAGCAAGAACAAGAUAAAACGAUGACUCAGAUCAUAAAGCAGGAGGUGAAUGGGGCUCCCAAGGCCAGAAAUGAGGAUUUUGUUCUUGGUGUGAUGAAGAAAGCAGCAGCCAGCUGUGGGUACAUGGAGGAUAAGGUGGCUGAGAUUUACAGCAACCUCCCUGAAUUAAAACCACAUGAGCUGAUCCUGGAACUACAGAAAAAGGAGAUGAGAGAAGCCAGUGCUAGGAAAGAAAGCAACAGCAUGAACACAGAAGAAAUAGAGGAACAGGGGAGAAAUGCACCCAUUGUUCGAAGAGACAAAGAAAGCCCUUUAAAGGAAAAGAAGAAAACUGCAAGAAUUAUUGAGAAGAGUGGAAUGACAAAUAUAGGAAAGUCUGAUAAUGAAAAAAGAGUAAGUUCAGAAGGGGUGCCUAAAAAGAAGCAGGACGUGGAGACACAUGAGCAGGGAAGGUCAAAUGUUGGGCAGAGGACGCCAGCACACUUAACUGAGCGUGACAAGAAGGACUUGGCAAGCAGUAAGCCAGAUAUUUUUCUAUCUUCACGAAAUCAACCCCCAUUUUAUACCAAUCUGCCUUCUGUAUGUGGGCCUCCUCAGCCAACUUACCCAUCUCCACUGUACACCAAAAUCUCAGAAGAAAACUCUAACCCAGUAGAGCCCACUUUCCACAAGCCUAAACAUAAGCCUUUACCAAACAAAGCAGGCACAGUCAUCACUGGACAGCAACGAUUCUUGGAAGGAUUAGAGACACCCUUUGUCCUCCAGCUGAAGGAUGACCAUGGUGACCCAGGGCUCCGGCAGAUCAUCAUCGAUGGGAGCAAUGUUGCUAUGACGCAUGGCUUGGGGAUAUUUUUCUCCUGUCGGGGCAUUGCUCUGGCUGUGGAGUACUUCUGGAACCAAGGUCAUCGCAAAAUCACAGCAUUUGUUCCUCAGUGGAGACAGAAGAAAGACCCAAAGAUAAAAGAGCAGCACUUUAUGGCACAACUGCAGGAUCUUGGUCUCCUUUCGUUUACCCCAUCUAGAGAGGUUGAAGGACAGAGGAUAAAUUCCUAUGAUGACAGAUUUAUGCUUCAACUUGCAAGGCAGACAGAUGGAGUGAUUGUAACAAAUGACAACAUGAGAGACCUUGUGGAUGAGUCUGUUGGAUGGAGAGAAAUCAUCAAGACAAGGUUACUCCAGUACGUAUUUGCAGGCGACCUCUUCAUGGUGCCAGAUGAUCCUUUAGGCCGAAGUGGACCCCACAUUAAAGACUUCUUACGGACACAGACCAGGGCCCCUGUUCCAGGCAGUCACACAUUUGCCGGCAUGCCAUCAAAUUUCCCCCAACCCUCCCAUCAACCCAGAGCCCAAACGGAAGUGCUGAAGUACCGUGAAAGGACACCUGGGGGCAUCAGCAAAACUCAUUGUUCACUCAGGAGUCCUUAUCAGGGGCGAAAAGAGAUAGAGAGGUCAGCGGAGGAGACGCUCAGGCUAAAACAAGAUUUAGUGCAGAUUUUCCCGGGGCAGGAGAGUGUGAUUACAAUGACUCUACAGUGCUACCCAGCUCUUACAGACAUCAACCAAUUAUCCGACUUUAUCCUGGAACAAGUAAAUACAAAGGGGUAGAUGACAAUGAAUGCGAGUUUGAAUUUUGAAAAUCAGAGUCUUGAGGGAACAAGAAACUGAUCUUGACAUUAAAACAUAAAUUAAUAAGUGUGUUUACCGUAAAAAGCUGUGAAUAAGUAAAUAGAUUGUUCAGUGGCUUACAGUAAAAAAAAAUUAUAAUAAUAAUGUGUUGUUUUUUACUAAAUGUUUUUUAUUUAAACCUAAUAAUCCUGUGGAAUCUUGUAUUUCUUCUAGCUCUAUUUCCCUAAUUCCUAUUUAAUGUGUGGGUCACUGAGCAAAAGCGUAAUUAAGUAAUAUUUAAUCCGACUCUUAACAUAAAGUAGUAUUUCUUUUGAUUUUGUAAUGCUGCAUAUUAUGGACAUUUUAACUGAUGUCAAGGAACAAUUAUACCAAUCAAUGCAGUGCCAUUGGUUAUAUUCUUUUUAAAAUGUUUAUUACUUUUUAUAAGUCCAACAAUAAAAUUUACACUUUAAAAAUAA
This is a messenger RNA of Clarias gariepinus (North African catfish), 3799 nucleotides long. RefSeq names its product KH and NYN domain containing (gene khnyn). NCBI's taxonomy places the organism in Eukaryota, Metazoa, Chordata, Actinopteri, Siluriformes, Clariidae. Gene Ontology annotation, cellular component: cytoplasmic ribonucleoprotein granule; nucleus. The transcript has 10 exons. Gene Ontology annotation, molecular function: RNA endonuclease activity; mRNA binding. The record is from RefSeq and is a predicted model, not a curated record. The coding region runs from base 555 to 3320 and encodes 921 amino acids.